Messenger RNA from Naegleria lovaniensis, 1398 nucleotides. RefSeq lists its product as uncharacterized. The record is from RefSeq and is a predicted model, not a curated record. NCBI's taxonomy places the organism in Eukaryota, Heterolobosea, Eutetramitea, Acrasida, Naegleriidae. Bases 1 to 1398 code for a protein of 465 amino acids. The transcript has 2 exons.
AUGAAUGAUCUAUUACCUACACUUGAUAUUGAAUCUGCAGCAGCAAUUGAUCACCAUCAUAUGAACAAUGUAGAAUCAAUCGCGCCAGCGAACGCAUCAACCUUGCAGCCAUCAAGAAGUCUCGACGCCAUUCAUACACAAAUUACUCCCGACAAAACUGUAUUAAGAAGUGACACAUUUUUGAAAGAAGAACAUGCUAAUUCAUCUAUCGAUAACAAAGAAUUACUUUCUAAAUUAUUUUCUAAAACAUUUGAGUGCAUCGGGGAUAACGGGCCAACCGAAUAUCAUUCAUUACUUUUAUUACCUAUCAAACAAAAUUCCAUUUCACAACCAACAUGUUAUAGCAUUGUGGAAAAUCAUGUUGCAAACUCAAAGUCCUUUUCCUUCAAAUCUAGUAGAGGUUUUUGUGGAAACGUAUUGAGUUUUCCUGUCUCUCAUGAAGGACAUUACACUGCAAAGAGCUUUAUAUCCAAGCUUAUUGAAAAAAAGCAAAGCAAAAAGCUGAAACAACAGAUGGAUGCAAUUUUUCAGAAAUUCUAUGACGAUCAUAAAAUUAUGGAACAAGAACCUGCCGUGAAUUUAGUGGAUGUAUCUGAUUGUGCUGCAUUUCAAGAUCGUUACGCUCUCUCGUCAAGUGCUCUGCUAUGCUCUAUUGCAAAGUGUUUUGAACUGUAUGCAGACAGAUACAUUUUGGCCUAUGCAGAUGAAAUUGGAAGAGUGGAACAAGUGGAAGAUGAUGAAACCCUCCUGAACUUGCAACAACGAUUUAUGGAGGAUGCAGACAAGUCAGCGAAGAUGGAACGAAUGAAAGCAAUAGCUUCAACCAAUGGUAGAGUUCAUUUACACAAAGUUCACAUUCACUCAGAAGUGUACGUAGAAAUACCUCCCUCGUUUCAAUACAAAAGCGACAUGGAAUCAGCAAAAUCAGAUAGCUCACACGCAACGAAUGCUUCUUCACCCAAAUUGAACAAGAAGGAAACGAAAUCUCAGCUACUACUCAUCAUCAACGGCUAUUACUCGAUAUUUUCAUCUAAAUUCCAAGUUAGUACUCCAGAUGGAGUGAUUAUUGGAACAGUGUCUUCGAGCUUCUCUUUCCACAUGAACAGAUUAACAAUUUACGUAAAAAACAAGAUACUGAAAACGAAAUACAUCAUUUCAAACAAGAAUACAGACGUGUCAAGAGCAUUUCACAUUAUAAAGAAAGGAAGAAGGUUCAAAAAUGGGCGCAGAAAAGCCAAAUACACCUGCACUUCUUGCAUUGUCAAACAAUCAAGUGGAUUUAUGAAUGAGUUGGUUGCACCGUUAGACAAUGUCGUGAUUGACUUUCCAGAAAAUUGUGAUCCUCUCGAUCAAGCACUUUUAUUUGCAGCUGCCUUGCUUAUUGAAUACAAGAUGUAG